GUAGUUAUCACGCACUGUCUUCAAAUCUCACAAGCUUUGGUGCUGCUUUUGCCAAACACUCUGGAGCGAGACUGGUUUAGGGGCUUAAUUAGUUUCCCAAUCAACUACAUAGCAUUUAUGAUGUUGCACUUAUCAUGUUUACAAUAUUACUGAAGGCUAAAUUUAGUGUGGUCGACUAAGGGCCUCGCAUGGCCAAAACCAGCGGGUGGAAUGUCUGCUUCAAAGCUGCACUCAAAUAAUUGAUAAUAUCAUCUUUCAACGACAGAAACGGGGUGCUGGAGGAGCUGCGGCGGAGCUGUUGAACAUGCGUCGCCCGGACCUGUCGCUGGACGACGCGGAGGCUGAGUUCCUGCUGGACGUUCUGGCGACAUCUACAGGCGCACUGGGGCAAAGCGUAACCGUGGGACAGGGGCCGGCAGGUGCGGCCCCCGGCUCGGCCGCGUCCCCGUUGGCUGGGGUGCCGCAGCAGCAGGGCUUCGCGGCGGCGGGAGGUGUACACGCCGGGGCCGCAUCUCCCUCGCCCGCUUCAUUCAGCUUUGCGACGCCUGCAGCGCCGUCUGCAGCGACAAUACCUACACAGCUGCCAACGGCAGCCAACGGCUACACAGGCGCAAGCGGCAGUGCGGGCAAGCAGGCGUCACUCCAGGUAGCGCCCGCGCCCGCUACAGCUGGCACCCCAGCGGCGGGCCAUCGCGGCGGCAGUGCAUCGCACUCCGCGAUGUCGCCCACCCGCUCCAGCCUCGCCCGCAGUGGCGGUGGAGCGGCACCAGCCAGCUCUGGUGUCGACCCACCUGACAGCCACAUCGCCAGCAGGCCCGGCACGGCGGCAGCAGCGGCGGCGCGGACCCUGGAGCCCGCCAGCCCGGCCGCGCAGCCCCUGGCCCCGCCCUCCUUCCCAGGCGAGCCGUACGCAGUCGCGAUCCGCACCAGCCCCACCCGGUGCCGAUCCGCUACGGGCGGCUCCAGCAGCGCUGGCGCCAGCGCUGGCGCCAGCGCUGGCGCCGCCCCGUCAGGGCUCGCUGUCGGGCCCUGGUGCGCCUCCUCGGGCUCCUCCUACUCGCCCUCGCGGCCGCACUCAGCCAUGCCGCUCCUCGUCCCCACAUCCGGCACCCUGGCGCCGCAGCAUGCUGCGUCAGAGGAUCCAGAGGGAGCGGCCGGGCGGGGCCGCGGCGGCGCCGGCGGCGGUAGCUCGGACGUCCGGAGCCAGGAUGGUAGCAGCGCCGGCGGGGGCGGGGCGGGCGGCGCAGGAGGACUCAGCCGGCGGGCGCGGGAGGUGCUGGGGCAGAUACGGAGGCUGGAAUCACAGCUGCAGGAUCUUAUACUGCAGCAGCAACAGCAGCAACGAGAAGCUCAGGGGAACGGGUCUGGCAGCAGUGCCGAGCGAGUGGGCUCGGCAGCAGCGGGGCCUCCGCCCUCCGCCACGGCGGCGGUCACGGCGCGCAGCCCCGACCCUCACCUUGAGCCAGCGUCACCCCAGGAACCACAGGACUCCAAAUCCCGGCAGCACCAACAGCAGCAUCACCAGCACUUGCAGCCGCCACAGGACCCGCACGUGAAGCGGCUGUCGCCCGAGGCGGUGCGGCAGUGGGUGGGGCUGGUUGCUGAGCAGCUGUGCCGCAGCUACAACGCCGCGGCGGUGGCGCUGCUGGGGGCGGGCCGAGCCACCGAGGCGCGGCAGCAGCUCGACAAGGCGCUGCUACUGCUGGGCGAGCCGCCGGCAGCUGCAUCAGGGCUGGCGCCGGCUGGGGAGAAUGCGGGGAGGGGGAGGCGAGAGGCUGGAAAGGGGGUUGCGGAAGUGGAGCCAGGGCACGGCGGGCCUCUGGAAGGGCAGACAGCGAAGCGGCUGGAGCUGCAGGCCGUGGUCUACAACAACCUGGCCUGUCUGCACCGCAAGCUGCAGCAGAGCGACGCCGCGCUGGCCUACCUGCAGCGCGCCACGGAGCUGGAGGCAGCCGCAUUGGACCAGACCGCCCAGCGUGGGGCAGAGGCGAAAUCGCAUGAGCGGUCAGGCAGCCGUGCGGAGCCGAGGGUGGGCGUUGCGCCUGGAGGAGGUGCGGGCUCGCCGGAGCCUGGGGGGACUCAGCAGCUGCGCAGGCGCGCAGCGUCUGCGCCGGGAGAGGAGGACGUCGGGGCCGGGGCUGGGGCUGGCGGCCCCGGGACAGAGACGUUGCUGAACCUAGCGGCGUGCAGCAGCGCCGCGGGCAGGCACGAGGCGGCGCUGGCGUAUUCGGAACAGGCGGUGGCGGCGGCGGGUCGUGAGCUUGCGGUGUCACUUCCGGAAUUGGAGGCGGCGCUUGGGGAUGGGCUGCCCUUGACACGCCUGUGCGAGGUGCUGCCCGUGCUGCGCCGCCCCGGCGCCGCCGCCGCCGGGACGCGGCUCGCCAUGUCGUACUUCAACCGGGCGGUUGAGUGCGAGCACCUGCAGCGGUGGGCGGCGGCGGGCGCAUCGUACGGCCUUGCGGUUGGCGCGGCGGCACGGUUUGCGGGCCGCUGUGCCGAGGUGACCAUGACCAUGCAGCAGUCGGCAGAGGCUUUCAGGAGCCGGCUACGGCGACUGGAGCGGCAGGGCAAGCUGCUGCCCCGCGCAUCCAGUGCGCGGGCCGCGCCGCCGCGGCCGCCACCUCCACCAGCACCACAGCAGCCACCAGCUCCCGGCAGCAGUGCCUACUACCGCGCCCUGCUGCGGACCAUGCACGCCACCCCCCACUUCAGCGCCUCAGCUGCAUCCACCUCUGGCCUCUCCGGCGUCGCCGACCCCGGCCAGCACACCCACGCACCGUCCAGCAACAAAGAUGGUGCCGCCGCCGUGCAUUCGAAUGGAGCUACAGUGGCUGGCGCAAACGGCGGCGCAGCUGCGAGCCGCCGGCUGGCGGGCGCCCUGCCGGCUAUCGGCGGCGGCCGAGGCCGCCCGGUGUCAGCGCCCCUGGCUGCGAUGCCGCCCAUAUCGUCAGGAGCUUGCAACGCAGGGGUAGCCGCUCCCGUCCCUGCCAGCAGUCCCAACAAGAAAGCAGCAACCCUAGCCGCACACCAGAAUAAGGAAAGGCUGCAGCCCUCCACCCGCGGUUCUGCAGCCACAACAGCAGCUGGGUCCGGCUCAGCGCCAGCGCCAGUAUCGGGGUCAGGUUCGGCGUCUGGGUCGGGGUCGGGGCGCUUCGCGCACCUACCGCCGUCAGCAGCAGCACCGACAGCGCCCGGGUUGGCACGAGGCUCUUCUGCAGGGGCACGGCCCGCGGUAGCGUCUCCUGGCGCCAGGCACUCCCCCGCGGCGCGCUCCUCCCCUUCCAGAUCAAGGCCACCUCUGCCGCCCAGCGCCACAGCAGGCAAAGCUGCUCCGGGGGCAGCCGCAGAUAAGGCGGCUGUGGCCCCGGCGGCUGCGACGAAUGCGCGGGCAGAGUCGGCUCAGGACCUGGAGGAAGCGAAGGCUGUUGAAGGCGAGGCGGAGGAUGAGUACGCAUCGAGCUUUGACGAAGACGCUGGGGACACCGACGGCGAGGAGGGCGGGCAGGGCGCGGAGGCAGACGAAGGCGCUGCGGCACAUGUAGCAGAAGCAAACCCGCACCCGGGUGCUGUUACUGUUAAUGAUGAUGCUCGAGACCACGACAUCGACGGUGAAGCCGGGCCAAGCAGGAGCGACACUGGCAGUGGGAGGGGCUCCGUAGCAGGAGGCGAUGGGCGUGGGGACCGCGGCGACGCAGCGGCGGCCGCGGGCGCCAACGGGGUAUCAGUUGACAUGGAUGCGUUGGGGCUGGCAGAGGCGGCGGUUAGGGCGGCGGAGGCGCAGGCGCAGGCGCAGGCGGAGGCACUGGCAUGCGCUCUCGAGGGCGCCGAGGAUGGGGCACCAGGGUCCGCGGCGGCAGCGUCCGGCGGCUGGGCUGCGCUGGGUGGAGUUGGGCCGGGCGGGGUGACUUCGGUGGACGUAGGAUCGGAGUUGGAUGCGACCGCUGGGGCGCUGAAGCGCGGGAGCCAGGGCUCACUGAGGCCAAGCAUUGCUGGUCAGGACAGUGGAAUGCUAGCUCCAAAGCGGGACGGCGUUGCGGUGUGAGUUUUGAUUACAUGGGGCGGGGGCGGACGCGCGCUUUGUGCGGCCAGCGGUGGAGUGGCUACUAGUGGGCAGGGCCGUUUCUAAACGCUGGUGCAACAUAAAUGAAGCAUUGUUACCGACGCUGCAUUACACACCAGUGGCCGUUCUGGAGCUGAGGUUGCUAUUGCUGCUCUCUCCAAGGCUCGUGACGUGUCUGGAACUUGUCUACCCGAUCGCACGCGUGUCAGACUGCACAUGUGAAGAAGCCCACCAUACCGUACUUUAUGUCUUUUCACAACUGCAUCAAUAUGCAUAUGUAAAGAAUGAUGUAU
Messenger RNA from Chlamydomonas reinhardtii, 4353 nucleotides. RefSeq lists its product as uncharacterized. The transcript has 3 exons. Lineage: Eukaryota; Viridiplantae; Chlorophyta; Chlorophyceae; Chlamydomonadales; Chlamydomonadaceae. Gene Ontology annotation, molecular function: protein binding. The coding region runs from base 305 to 4042 and encodes 1245 amino acids. The record is from RefSeq and is a predicted model, not a curated record.